Aspergillus wentii DTO 134E9 is the source of this 1128-nucleotide messenger RNA. RefSeq names its product PAPA-1-like domain-containing protein. Bases 1 to 1128 code for a protein of 375 amino acids. Gene Ontology annotation, cellular component: Ino80 complex. The record is from RefSeq and is a predicted model, not a curated record. The transcript is spliced from 3 exons. Lineage: Eukaryota; Fungi; Ascomycota; Eurotiomycetes; Eurotiales; Aspergillaceae. Gene Ontology annotation, biological process: chromatin remodeling.
AUGUCUCCACGUCGAACUCUUCGCUCUCGUGCUGCGCGGGAUGAUUUACCGAGAAUCGAUUCUAACUUAAAUUCAAGGCCUACAACGAGACUUACCCGUGCUGUUGCGUCUCAGCCGUCAGUGACAGUUUUUCGAUCUCCACCAGAUUCGCCAGAGGACGGAAAGAGAUCCAUUCGACUGACUGUCAAAAUGCCGUCCAGCAAGCUUCGUGAGGUUACCAGUGGCAACCAGCGAGGUGGAUCAAGACGGUCCAUCAAUGUCUUCACCGAGGAUCCUAUUGUGACGGGGCCACGGACUAGUAGGCCCAAAAAGAAGCUCGUCGAGGUGAACACGAGCGAUGAAGAUGAAUUAGAUGACCAGGAGGAGGACGAAGUUGACGACGAGGACGCUCCCGGUGAAGACGAUGAUUUGGAUGCGGAUGGGGACUUGGACAUGGACGAUGCCCCUCCUCAACCACCAGUGUCAAAACGACAUGCCAAGGCUGCUACCGGAAAGCCAGUCAAAAGCGUGGAAGCUAAAGAAAUGGACCUAAAUGAUGAUGACGAAGAAGACGAUGAGGAGCUAUCCGAGUUGGACUCAGACGCCGAGGGGGAACCAGAUGACCAGGAUGAAAGCGGACUUGGCAACGCAAAUGGGGCUGAGGAACUUGACGAUGAUGACUUGGAUAUUGACAGUGAAGACGGCGCACUUAAUGGUGACCCGAGCAAGCUUACCAAACGACAACGAGGAAACCUAGGAAAUGACUUUUUACAGCUUCCUAUGGAACCCCAAGUCAAGAAACAUCUGACGGCGGAGGAACGUGCUAUGCGCCGAGCUGAGAUGGCCCGCCGAAGAAAAAACCUUAGUGAGAAGCGAAACGAAGAAGAAAAGAUGGACACAAUCAACAGACUGUUGAGAAAGCAAGCCCCGAAACGUCGCGGCCGAGUUCCUGCUGGUGAAACUGCCGAUGCCACUCCAGCCGAUCAAGAGACACAAGAGAUUGAAAAGGCGGAUCCAACAAUGACACGAUGGGUCAGUGGCCAACAGGGCAGCAAAGUCGGUGUUCCAGAGGAAUGGCUUGGCAACCCUUCAGGACGUGUCUUUGGAGGUCUUGGGGGAGGCUCUAGGAAACUUGUCGAGGAAGUAUGA